This is a messenger RNA of Phialemonium atrogriseum, 1753 nucleotides long. RefSeq lists its product as uncharacterized. The record is from RefSeq and is a predicted model, not a curated record. The transcript is spliced from 2 exons. Lineage: Eukaryota; Fungi; Ascomycota; Sordariomycetes; Cephalothecales; Cephalothecaceae. Bases 201 to 1610 code for a protein of 469 amino acids.
AAGAGCCAGCGUAAAAUUGCUUCCUCGCAAUGAAAUGCCGUCAUUGGAGCCCCACUAUUGGCCUCUGUUGCAUCUACGGAUACCUACAUACCGACAUACGCACAAUACAGCAAUAUUUAACGCCGAUAUCUUCGUUUGGUUGUUCGGGCGGCCGAUUUUCAACCUGCCCGAGUCCGUAUUUAUGACGGUUCCUCGAUUCCAUGGACCAGCACGCAGGCACCCAGGACGGCGACCCAGCGGAUCCAGAUGACAAACAAUUCUCGGGUAUCGUGGCCAUCUCUCCAAAGGGCGAUGUCAUACUCGAUGUUGUAUUUGAUACCUCGAGGGAGACGCUCAAAUCUGCGAGGAAGUCUGCACAGAUCCGGCCAGGUCAGGUCAGACAUGCCAUCAAGGCCAAGGCCCGCGUGGGAUUUAGAGUCGAGCUUGCGAUUCUGAAGAAGCACUCGAAAUACUUCGAGAACUUGCUCUCAGACUCUCGCUUUCGGGAGGCAAAGUCAAUCGCCGAUGCUUUCGCAAAGCUAUCUUUACGGAAUGUAAGGCCUGAAGACGCCGGCAUGGACGACUUGCCCUGGGUGGAGAUCAUCGAUGAUGACGAGGCAACCCGAUCUCUGGGCCGAGAGUCCGCGUUCGGUGAUCUUAUGCGGAUAUUGCAUGGAAAGGAGACGACCACCAAGCCCCCAACCAUGUCUUAUGUCGCCAUCUUGGCCGUGCUGGCCGACAGGUUCGACUGUGCAGCUCCCGUCUCGCGGUAUCUGAACAUGGGGUUGAAAUUUAAAUGGCCCUCGACCCACCUCCGAGCCUCGAGAGACGACCGCGAGGGUCCAAGUCAGAGUCUAACUUCCGCCUCGGAGGAACAGCUUCGGCAAAAGAUUCUUGCCUCCUGGCUGCUGGACCAGCCGACCAAGAUGUUCGUGGCGACCCGUGAGCUUAUCAUGUAUGGAUCCAGCCGGUGGAGUCCCUAUCCAGAAUACGAGACGAACGGUGCCACCUGGUGGGAUCUCUCGGACCAUCUUGAGAAGGAGCUCCAGUACAGGCGCGAGUGCAUAUUGAACACCAUCGCCUCCACACUGCAGCACUUUCUCCGUCUGUAUACGUCUCGGAACAGGCAAUGUAAGCUCGGCUACGAUUCCAGCGCCGCCUGCGAUUCAUAUCAGCUUGGCGAGAUGAUCAAAUUCCUGACGAGCAGGCAUCUCCUGUAUCUCGUCGACUUCUCUCCUGCAUCGGUUGACUGGGUUCCAGACUCGGCCCUUGUAGACAUCAGCCACAUCCUAGCGACCUUGAAAAAGUGCCCGAGUUACCAGAUCGACAAGAAUCACACCAACUGCGGGCUUCGCACACGGAUCCUGCCCAUUGCGGAAUAUAUCCAAACCAUGCUGUCAUCAAACGUCGUCGCCAUCUCAAGGGCUGCGUGGAAGAAGGAUCGAGCCUCUACCUCAUGGAUCCCGACGCAGGAAGACCAAAUAGGCCGUGACGGAGGCGAAGGAGCUUUCCGUUUUACUCGCUCGGCUGCUGGCGAUCAGAGGCUUCGGUAUGAAGGAGCAAUGGCAGCUGACCGACUAGCAAGACAGCUGUUCACGGCGAGGAGUUGGGAUUGGACUCCGGAGGACUGAGAUGCUUACAGGCACACCAUUUAUUUAACAACGGCGCAGAUCCACAAGCGCGCUCGCACACAUGCACACACAUAUACACAUCAUAUUCGUUUGGCCCUCUGAUAGCGAGCAAGCAGUGCUGAACGUGUCUCAUUCUCCGGGUA